This is a messenger RNA of Hyla sarda, 2139 nucleotides long. It is a transcript of the gene GID4, whose product is annotated as GID complex subunit 4 homolog. The transcript has 6 exons. The coding region runs from base 127 to 768 and encodes 213 amino acids. Gene Ontology annotation, biological process: negative regulation of gluconeogenesis; protein targeting to vacuole; proteasome-mediated ubiquitin-dependent protein catabolic process. The record is from RefSeq and is a predicted model, not a curated record. Lineage: Eukaryota; Metazoa; Chordata; Amphibia; Anura; Hylidae. Gene Ontology annotation, cellular component: extrinsic component of membrane; GID complex.
GGGGAGUCAUUCGGCCAAUUGCCGCGUUCGGUGGUGGAGAGGCCCAGGCGCUCAGGCCGGGAGCGGAGAAGCGGCCGAGCCCUGCGGGACGAGCUGUGCCCAGCGGCGGGGGGGCCGGCCCUGGACAUGCCGGUCCGCACCGAGGCCAGCAGCACGGCCUCCGGCUCCUCGUCCCUCAUCCCGCCACCGCCCAUUAACACGCAGCAGCCCGGGGUGGCCACCACCCUCCUGUACAGCGGCUCCAAGUUCCGGGGACACCAGAAGAGCAAAGGCAACUCGUACGAUGUGGAGGUGGUGCUGCAGCACGUGGACAUGGAGAAUGCUUAUCUGUGUGGAUACUUGAAGAUAAAAGGCCUUACUGAGGAGUACCCAACCCUCACCACUUUCUUCGAAGGGGAGAUAAUCAGUAGGAAACAUCCUUUCCUAACAAGAAAGUGGGACGCCGAUGAAGACGUGGACAGGAAGCACUGGGGGAAGUUCCAGGCUUUCUAUCAGUACGCCAAAACCUUUAAUUCCGAUGACUUUGGAUUCGAGGAACUGAAGGCUGGAGACUACGUCUUCAUGAGGUGGAAGGAACAGUUCCUGGUGCCCGAUCACACAAUCAAAGACAUCAGCGGCGCUUCCUUCGCCGGCUUCUACUACAUUUGCUUCCAGAAGUCGGCGGCAUCCAUAGAGGGAUAUUAUUAUCACCGGAGCUCAGAAUGGUAUCAGUCUUUAAACCUGACCCACGUCCCAGAACACAGCGCACCCAUCUACGAAUUUCGGUGACAGAAGUCCUGACCUCGCCACCUCCUCCCCCACAGACAGAACGGAGCUGUCCGCACCGACACCCGCUCUUUUCUUUUCUGUCAGAGACUAGGAGAAGAAUGUAUGAGUGUUAAAGCAACGACGCGUGCAGCAGCAGCAGCGUCCACUCUGUGCGCAGUUUUUAUUUUAAUCUGCUGGGUUUUCUUUUUCAUUUUAAUUAAUAUUUUUUUCUUUUUUUUUCUUUUCCUGCUUGACAUUAUUGCUCCGGCUUUGUCCCCCCCCACCCUAAACCAUGGAUCCCUAAUAAACGCCGUAGUCCUGUAGCUGGCAGAAUCGUGACCACAGACCGCUGCAGGAGGGGGUCGGUUCUGAGAUGAGACGUAGCCUCAUAGAACGCAUAUGACACUCCAUCUUGGGGGAUCACGCCAAUAUUACAAUAAUCCUCAGAUCUAUGGGUUCCCCUCUUCCCCACCCCCAAUGUCAAAAGGAGAAAGUUUUUCCGUACUGCAAUACAUUUCCCCGUUUUCACAUUGAAAGCGGAAAAUGUCAGAUUUUUUUUUAUAUCUAUAAAUAUAUAUUAUAAAUACACAUAUAUUUAAUCAAAAAAAUAAAAAGUAUAUAUCUAUGGAAGCCUCCGGAGAGCAGACUGAGCUGAAGAAGAUUCGGUUUUCCGUAUUUUGUGGCGGCCUAUUUUUCCAGGGUAUACUUUAACGGGUGACGGAAUCGGAUUCCCCCCUCCCCCCCCCCCCCCCCCCCCCUUUGCUUGUUUCUUCUCAUUAAAUUGCGUAUAAUCCUGCUUUUCCAGUGCAAAGCGAAGGUGGGGGGAGGAAAUGAAAUAAUAAAACCUAUUAAAAAAAAGGCGCCACCUGCUGGCAGACUGUGUUCAUAACAAGCGCCACCGCCAUGGACUUUUUAACGCAAGUGACUGGUUUUUGCGCGAGGAAAUGUUUGGAGGAGUUGUCGUAUUUUGCUGUGUGUCAUGGAUUAAAGCGUGGCUGAUUCCCGAGAGCGCUCAAGACUUCCCGCGUAUCCCGUUGUCGCUGCACAUUUACUGAGAAACACUUUUUUUUAUUUUUUUUUUUUUUUGUUUUUGUUUUUUUGAUUUUUUUCUCUUCCCAUCAAAACUAAAAAAAAAGUUGCAACCGCAAAGAGAAAAAAAAACCUCUUGCUGUUACACUGCUGACUUGCUGCUUCAAUGUUUCCUUUACCUGCAAACAAACACACAAAAUUAGAAUGGAUUGAAAAUUUUAAUUUUUUUUCUUUUAUUUUUUUUUUCUUUCUUGCAUAGAAGGGGCAGUGUACAGUAUUGUUUCAACAAGAAUGAAUUUGCUAUUUUGACUUUUUCAUUGUAUCAAAUGCACAAUAAAAUGGUGACAAUAAUUUGGAAGGGGA